Pteropus alecto (black flying fox) is the source of this 5076-nucleotide messenger RNA. It is a transcript of the gene MTSS1, whose product is annotated as MTSS1, I-BAR domain containing. Gene Ontology annotation, cellular component: actin cytoskeleton; cytoplasmic side of plasma membrane. The transcript is spliced from 14 exons. Gene Ontology annotation, biological process: positive regulation of actin filament bundle assembly; plasma membrane organization; adherens junction maintenance. Bases 539 to 2860 code for a protein of 773 amino acids. Lineage: Eukaryota; Metazoa; Chordata; Mammalia; Chiroptera; Pteropodidae. Gene Ontology annotation, molecular function: actin binding; phospholipid binding. The record is from RefSeq and is a predicted model, not a curated record.
CCCUGGGAGCCGAGCCAGAGCGAGCGCCGGGGCUGGGCGCGCAGGAGUGAAAAGGAGGCGGCGGCCGCGGCUGUGAGCAACAGAUCCGGGCGCCGCGAGCAGACCCGCUCUGCUGCAGGGCGAUUGUUUUUUAAAUUUCCAAAAAAUUUUAUUAAUUUAGAAAAAAUCGCAUUUUUAAAUGGCGCUGGCCCCGGGUCAGCGGGUGGUUUUCUCUGCUUCAGGAUGGGCUUUGCCGUUUCCGUCGUGGGCACCACUGGUGGCCUGAUUGUCAGUCUUCUCUGGGCAUUUUUAAGGCCAGGAGCCGAGCGCUGCAUGUAGGCGAAUCACCCUACAGAGCGGUUUGGCUUUUAAAAUUGUGAUUUUUAUUUUGGGCAGAGAGCAGUCGAUCUCGGGCACUUCGUCCUCUUUGCAGGAGAGGCUGCGAGUCAGAGGUGGGUCGCUCGGCGGGUGAAAUUCCUCCCGGAGUGAGCGAGCCCUGAUCCCGCGCACGGUCCCGGCGGCCCUGAGUGUGUGCCCUGUCCCUGCCGGCGCCGGGAAAAUGGAGGCUGUGAUUGAGAAGGAAUGCAGCGCGCUCGGAGGCCUCUUCCAGACCAUCAUCAGCGACAUGAAGGGGAGCUAUCCAGUUUGGGAAGAUUUCAUAAACAAAGCGGGAAAGCUACAGUCCCAGCUUCGGACAACAGUAGUAGCGGCAGCUGCCUUCUUGGACGCCUUCCAGAAAGUGGCUGACAUGGCUACCAACACACGUGGUGGCACGAGGGAGAUUGGCUCUGCCCUCACCAGGAUGUGCAUGAGGCACAGGAGCAUCGAAGCCAAGCUGCGGCAGUUUUCGAGUGCUUUAAUCGAUUGCCUGAUAAACCCACUUCAAGAACAGAUGGAAGAAUGGAAAAAAGUGGCCAACCAGCUGGAUAAAGACCACGCGAAAGAAUAUAAAAAAGCUCGCCAAGAAAUAAAAAAGAAGUCCUCGGAUACCCUGAAACUGCAGAAGAAAGCAAAAAAAGGGAGAGGUGACAUCCAGCCCCAGUUGGACAGCGCCCUCCAAGACGUCAACGAUAAAUACCUGUUGUUGGAGGAAACAGAAAAGCAAGCGGUCCGGAAGGCUUUGAUUGAAGAACGCGGUCGGUUCUGCACCUUCAUCUCAAUGCUGCGGCCGGUGAUUGAAGAAGAAAUCUCAAUGCUGGGGGAAAUAACUCACCUUCAGACCAUAUCAGAAGAUCUGAAAAGCCUGACCAUGGACCCUCACAAACUGCCCUCCUCAAGUGAACAGGUGAUUUUGGACUUGAAAGGUUCUGAUUACAGUUGGUCGUACCAGACGCCACCCUCUUCCCCCAGCACCACCAUGUCCCGCAAGUCAAGUGUCUGCAGCAGCCUGAACAGCGUCAACAGCAGCGACUCGCGGUCCAGCGGCUCGCACUCACAUUCCCCCAGCUCACACUACCGCUGCCGCAGCUCCAACCUGGCCCAGCAGGCGCCCGUGCGGCUGUCCAGCGUGUCCUCCCACGACUCAGGAUUCAUAUCCCAGGACGCCUUCCAGUCCAAGUCACCAUCCCCCAUGCCACCAGAGGCCCCCAACCAGUUGUCUAAUGGGUUUUCUCACUAUAGUUUAUCAAGUGAGCCCCACGUGGGGCCCAUGGGGGCAAACCUUUUCCCUCAUUGCCUGCCUGCCUCCCGCCUGCUCCCUCGGGUCACCUCUGUCCACCUUCCAGACUACGCUCAUUAUUACACCAUUGGGCCCGGCAUGUUCCCGUCAUCUCAGAUCCCUAGCUGGAAGGACUGGGCCAAGCCAGGACCUUAUGACCAGCCUCUGGUGAACACCCUCCAGCGCCGCAAGGAGAAGCGGGAGCCAGACCCCAGCGGAGGGGGACCCACGGCCACAGGUGGCGCGCCUGCUGCUGCCGACGAGGCUCAGAGACCGCGGAGCAUGACCGUGUCGGCUGCCACCAGGCCUGGCGAGGAGAUGGAGGCUUGUGAGGAACUGGCCCUGGCUCUGUCACGGGGCCUCCAGCUUGACACCCAGAGGAGCAGCCGGGACUCGCUGCAGUGCUCCAGCGGCUACAGCACCCAGACGACCACCCCAUGCUGCUCCGAGGACACCAUUCCCUCCCAAGAGUCAGAAAGCAGAGCUGCUGCCUUGGAGAUUUCUGACCAGAUCCUGUCAUCAGUUUCAGAUUAUGAUUAUUUCUCUGUGAGUGGGGACCAGGAGGCAGAUCAGCAGGAGUUUGACAAGUCCUCCACCAUUCCGAGAAACAGUGACAUCAGCCAGUCCUACCGCCGGAUGUUCCAAGCCAAGCGCCCGGCCUCAACUGCUGGUCUCCCCACCACCCUCGGACCUGCUAUGGUCACCCCAGGGGUUGCAACCAUUCGACGGACCCCUUCCACGAAGCCUUCUGUCCGCCGGGGGACCAUCGGAGCUGGUCCCAUCCCCAUCAAGACACCCGUGAUCCCUGUCAAGACCCCAACCGUCCCAGACCUCCCCGGGGUGUCGCCAGCCCCUUCGGAUGGGCCGGAGGAGCGGGGUGAGCACACUCCUGAGUCGCCGUCUGUGGGUGAGGGCCCCCAGGGUGUCACCGGCAUGCCCUCCUCAGUGUGGAGUGGCCAAGCCUCCAUCAACCCCCCUCUUCCAGGCCCAAAGCCCAGUAUCCCUGAGGAGCACAGACAGGCGAUUCCAGAAAGCGAGGCCGAAGACCAGGAAAGGGAUCCCUCCAGUGCUACUGCCUCCCCAGGCCGGAUUCCGGAGAGUGACCCUGCAGACCUGAGCCCGAGGGAUGCCGCGCAGGGCGAAGACAUGCUGAACGCCAUCCGAAGGGGCGUGAAACUGAAGAAGACCAUGACGAACGACCGCUCGGCACCCCGCUUCUCUUAGGCUCUCUUAGGCUCACAAGAAAUGCUGCCAGUGGGCAGUGAACUGUUUCAUUAAUAAAACCUAAUUUGUCUUGAUCCAUUCCAAUCUAUAAUCAAACAACAGAUUUUGUAGGCAACUCAGAAUACAGCUCUUUUGAAAGUACUCAACACCUUUAGAUAAGAAUUAAAAGCAACAUACGUAACUGACAUAACCUUGAUCUUUUAAUUUGUAAAUAUGACAGUUUUCUUUCUGCACAUUUUAAUCUUAGUUCUCCCUUUUGAUUUUUCUGAAGGUGCCAAAUUCCAUUUAACUUUUUUACAAGUCUUUGUAAAAUUUUAAAUGCAUAAGGGCGGGGGGUCGGGGUGGGGGAACCACAAAAUAGUUAAUUUCAGAAAAAUGGGUAACUAUACUUAGCCUUUUCUUUUCUCUUUUUUUCCUGCCAGCUUUUCUAGAUGCAUUAUAGUAGUCUGGCUUAGAAGCAAGUUCAAGUUAUUUUAAUGUACAAACAAAAUGGAUAAGGGUUAAAAAAAAAUCUUCAUUUAAAUAUACUAUGUUCUGAAUGAGAAAAGCAGGAGUAACAAUUGAGCAAUAUUCGGAGUGAAGUAAAUCUGGAAAUGGUAGACGGUGUUGGGAUUGGGGGGAGGGCAAUGGGAGGGGCACACUGUCAACAUAGCCGAUCCUGUCACAUUUAAGAGUAGCCUCGUAGAUUGAAUUUCUCGUAGCUUCAUGGUUAAUGCAUCCGAAUAAGCCAUACUGGACUGCAGUGUUUGUUUCUGUAGGGUGUUUAGGGUCUUCCUUUCUCCCACAAUUCCUCUUGACUGCACACAGCACCCACCUCCAACCCCGUGCAUGCUGCUGCCACCAGGUAGACCUAGAAUCCCCCACUUGAGUUACUGGUCUGUUCUACCCACUUUCAUCAAAUCCAAAUACAUCCAAAAGGGUAAGGCAGUUUCAAAAUGUGAAGACAUUGAAACACGACAGCAGGGAAUCCUUAGAUAUAGCGAAUGCCUUUUACUUAACUGUGCCCAGCAGGCUGGGCGCAUGGAAAAGCCCAAAUAUUUUGAAAAAACUCAAGCGGAUUUAACAAGGGUAACCAGCUUGGAGUCUCGCAACUCGCCGAUGUGUUUACCGAUCCGGGGGCUUGUUUUUCUUAAUUGGCUUCAUCCAAAACAUUGAAGAGAGGAGGAUUUAUUUAUUGUCACUGGGAAUCUGACCACUAGACUGUCCCUUUUUUUGUAUUCUAGGUAAUGUUUUUUGGGAUGGAUUUAUAUCUUUUCUUUAAGUAAGAGUUAAAUUUGUUAUGAUGCCCAUCCCCCAAAGCCAACAGAGAUUUGUAGAUUUUGAGGGCUCAUGUUUGGAGAAUACGAUGGUGUUUAAAAAAGCCAGCCAGCCCCUUAGCUGUUGGGUCAGUGGAAAGUGCUCCUUCGUGACUGAACUUAUCAAGGGAUAGGAGCUUGGUGGGUCCCACAGACCCUGCAGAUUUCUGUUGGCUCAAAUAAUCCUCAAUUACAUAAGCUUAUGCUUUAAUACAUAACUGCGUUGGAUGUGAGAGUAACGUACCUGUACAGUCAUUGUUCUAUAUAUUAACACUUAACACUGCUGUGAUUGCUCAAGGACAUUUUAUGUUAUGGCUUUAAAGCAAAGGCAUGAUUAUUAGAAACUAUUUAAGCUUUUUUUUCUUUGAAAAACAAGCUCCUUUUACAAAAUAUAAGCAACAGUAGUGCCUGUGGUUUAGCCCACCAAUCUUGAUGACUAAAAGUAGCUGAUGCAUUGUGCAUAUGAUGCUUGAGAUGGUUUUUGCAAAAGCAGAAAUCACUGCAAGGUAAUUACAAUAGAUAAAAGUGGUAUUUUAAACCUUUGAAAUAAAUGGAUGUAACUGUACCUUGCUUGGUACAGCUUUUCACUUGUUUAGUUUUUAAACGUUAGUAUAAUCUGAAGAAAUUUAAUAUAAAAUGUUGCCAAAUUCAGUGUAGAAAGAAUGUGACAAAACACCUUGGGUAGUUCUGUUUGUGUUUUUGCAUAUUGUAAAAGCAGUGUCACAGCUAAAAAUAAAGAACUCGUUUCUAAAGGUAAUUAUUGUGGUUUAGUUGCUAGUUUGUACUGAGAGUUGACCUCUCCCUGUGCAGGUUUUUGUUCUAAACUUGUAUAAAUAACAAUUGUGUAAUGUGUCUCCCUUCUACCUUGUAACAAUUGCUUCAGCCUACAUUAUAAAUAAAGAACCACUAGGAAAAAAAAAA